ACGUAUAAAAUAGUACACCAAAAGAAAUUAGGGUUUGAAAACCAGCUUCUGGAAAAUAAUUGGUGAUUUCACCGGAGAUAAUUGGGGAUUUUGCCGGAAUAAGCUAGUGUACCGGCGGUUUCCUGAUUCCGGUUGCUUCCGGUAGCGGUGUAUAGCUUUAGCCUUCCGAGUUCCAACUAUCUAAAUGGAAGAGUUGAAGCACAAGUCGAAGAGAGAAGACGAAUCGAAGAAGCGUCACCGUGAUAAGGAGGAUCGAGAUCGCGACAAGAGGGACAGAGACCAUCACCAUCGUGAUAAGAAGGAUAGAGAGACAGAGAAAAGCAGCCGCUAUGAAAGAGAGAAAAGUGCUGAUAGAGAUAGGGCAAAGCACAAGGAUAGGCACAGUAGAGGAGAUAAGGAGCGUGAAAAGAGCAGCAAGGUUCGUGAUGAUGAUGAAAGACCUCGAGAUAAAGUUAAAGAGCGAGAAAAAAAGGAUAAGGAAGAUCGCGAAGAAAGAGAGAGGGAGAAAGAGAGGGAAAGAGAGAAGGAGAGGGAGAGGGAGAGGGAGAAGGAGAGGAAGAGAGAUAGAGAGAGGAGAGAAAGGGAGAAGGAGAAGGAGCGGAAUCGUGAAAAGGAUAGACACCGGGAAGUAUAUGAAAAGGGCAGUGAUGAUGAAGUUGAUGACAAGGAUCGUGAAAGGAAGAGGCGAAAGAGGGAUAAUGAUGAUCAUCAUAAGGAGAGGGAUCGUGAAAGGAGUAGCAAACCAAACAACAGGCUCAGGGAAGACAGCACUGAUGAAGUAUCAGCAGAAAAGAAUCAGAAGAGUCGAGAAGAGGAUCUAGCGGAGGAGCAAAGGAAAUUAGAUGACGAGAUGGAGAAGCGAAGGAGGAGAGUUCAGGAAUGGCAAGAGCUAAAAAGGAAAAAAGAGGAGUCUGAGAGGGAAAAGCUUGGGGUUGAUGCAGGUGCUGAAGAACCUAAGUUGGGCAAGACUUGGACAUUGGAUGGUGAGUCUGAUGAUGAAGAUGCUGAGGGGAAAAUUGGCAUGGAUAUUGAUAUGGAUGAUAGUGCCAAGGUCAUGGAUGAAGAAAAUGGAGCUGACAAGGUAGUUAGUUCUAGCAUUGGAUCUGAUUCCCCUGUUAUUCAGAAUGGCGGUGAUGGUUUAGUUGACGACGAUGAGAUUGACCCGUUAGAUGCUUUUAUGAACUCUAUGGUUUUGCCUGAAGUUGAGAAGCUUAACAAAUCUGUAGUCAAUAGUUUGGAUGGUGAAAGUUCCAGUUUGAAAGAGAGAAAGAGCAAGGAAGAAAAGCCUAAGAUGAGCAUGAAGAAAACCAUGGGAAGAAUUAUCCCUGGUGAAGAUUCAGAUUCAGAUUAUGGGAACAUUGAGAAUGAUGAAGAUCCUUUGGAGGAAGAAGAUGAUGAAGAAUUUAUGAAACGGGUGAAGAAAACCAAGGUUGAGAAACUAUCAUUAGUGGAUCAUUCAAAGAUUGAAUAUCCUCCUUUCAGAAAGAACUUCUACAUAGAAGUUAAGGAAAUUUCAAGAAUGAGUGCUGAAGAGGUUUCUGCUAACAGGAAACAACUGGAAUUGAAGAUCCAUGGCAAGGACGUUCCGAAACCAAUCAAAACAUGGCAUCAGACAGGACUGUCCUCCAAGAUGCUAGACACUAUCAAGAAGCUGAAUUAUGAGAAGCCCAUGUCUAUUCAAGCUCAGGCUCUGCCAGUAAUUAUGAGUGGCCGAGAUUGUAUUGGGAUUGCUAAGACAGGUUCUGGUAAAACUCUGGCAUUUGUAUUACCAAUGCUGAGACAUAUUAAGGACCAGCCUCCUCUGAUGUCUGGAGAUGGUCCUAUUGGGCUAAUAAUGGCCCCUACUAGAGAGCUUGUGCAGCAAAUUCAUAGUGAUAUUAAGAAGUUUGCAAGAGUGAUGGGUCUCACCUGUGUACCUGUGUAUGGAGGUUCGGGUGUUGCUCAACAAAUAAGUGAAUUGAAACGAGGAGCCGAAAUUGUUGUGUGCACUCCAGGUAGGAUGAUUGAUAUACUCUGUACAAGUGGUGGGAAGAUUACAAAUCUGCGAAGAGUAACCUACUUGGUCAUGGAUGAAGCUGAUCGGAUGUUUGAUAUGGGAUUUGAACCUCAGAUCACAAGAAUUGUCCAAAACACACGGCCGGACCGUCAAACAGUCCUGUUCUCUGCAACUUUUCCUCGUCAGGUCGAAAUACUAGCCCGUAAAGUGUUGAACAAGCCUGUUGAAAUACAGGUAGGUGGUAGGAGUGUUGUGAACAAGGAUAUAACACAAUUGGUUGAGGUGAGGCCAGAAAGUGAUAGAUUCCUUCGUCUUCUUGAAUUACUUGGUGAAUGGUAUGAAAAAGGUAAAAUUUUGAUAUUUGUUCACACACAGGAGAAAUGUGAUGCUUUAUUUAGGGAUUUGCUCAAGCAUGGCUAUCCCUGCCUCUCCCUUCAUGGGGCAAAGGAUCAGACUGAUCGUGAGUCCACCAUAUCUGACUUUAAAAGUAAUGUAUGUAAUUUGUUGAUUGCUACUAGUAUAGCAGCUAGGGGCUUAGAUGUCAAGGAGCUUGAACUGGUAAUCAAUUAUGAUGUUCCGAACCAUUAUGAGGACUAUGUUCAUCGUGUUGGGCGGACUGGUCGAGCUGGUAAGAAAGGUUGUGCCAUCACAUUCAUAUCCGAAGAUGAUGCAAGAUAUGCACCUGAUCUUCUAAAAGCUUUACAAUUGUCGGAGCAAGUUGUUCCAGAUGACCUGAAAUCUCUUGCUGAUAGUUUCAUGGCAAAGGUUAAUCAAGGACUUGAGCAAGCACAUGGGACUGGUUAUGGUGGUAGUGGUUUUAAAUUUAAUGAAGAAGAGGAUGAAGUGAGAAGAGCAGCCAAAAAAGCACAGGCAAAAGAAUAUGGAUUUGAGGAAGAUAAAUCAGAUUCAGAGGAUGAAGAUGAAGGAAUAAGAAAAGCAGGUGGUGAUCUCUCUCAGCAGGCUGCCCUUGCUCAGGCUGCUGCUCUUGUUGCUGCUUCCAAAGCGAGUAUGGCUUCAGCAGCAGCUCCAGUUUCAGCUGGUCAGCUUCUUCCCAAUGGUGGAUUACCUGUUGCAUUGCCUGGUGUACUUGGUAUUAAUAUUCCAGGUGCAACAGCAGUUACUGCUGGGAAUGGACUGUCAGUUGGCUCUAAUGAUGUGACAGCCAGAGCAACAGCAUUGGCAGCUGCCUUAAACUUGCAGCAUAACUUAGCAAAGAUUCAGGCCGAUGCAAUGCCUGAACAUUAUGAAGCAGAGUUAGAGAUAAAUGAUUUUCCUCAAAAUGCUCGUUGGAAGGUUACACACAAGGAGACUCUGGGUCCUAUUUCUGAAUGGACAGGAGCUGCCAUCACCACUCGAGGACAGUAUGUUCCACCUGGCAAGGUACCAGGGUUUGGGGAAAGGAAGCUGUACUUGUUCAUUGAAGGCCCCACGGAGCAAUCUGUCAAGAGAGCAAAAGCAGAAUUAAAACGUGUUUUGGAGGACAUUACCAUGCAAGCAUCAUCACUUCCUGGUUCGGCUCAACCGGGCAGAUACUCAGUUGUAUAAGAAGGAAUGCAGUUGUCAUUUGAUGUUUCAUUUUUGUCUAUUAUCUUUUCCGGGCAAAUUAUUUCCUAAGUUUUGUUACUCGAUUUAGAGAUGACUUACUUUGUAAUGAUAUAAACAGGUUUAACUAGAUACAUGAUUCUCAGUGAUCAACCAUGGUUAGUUCCUCUCCUAUAUUAUUUUAUAAAUCCUGUUCUCUUCAACUUGAUUCAAUUAUCUGUAUUACUUGAUUCCUUUACUGAUAGUACCAUCAAAGCUGCUAUUUGAAUUGAAACUGCCACAGGGAGAUUACGUAGAGUUGCACAGGAAGAAGCGUGGUAUUCAGUCACCCCGACUAAUAUCUUGUUAGGAAAGAAAACUGUGGUAACUUUUAUAACACAAUUACUUGAAUUUCAAUUUACUCAUGUUAUAGAGUAGCAGAAUUGCUUGAAUUUCCAUGCAUGGGGAAUCAUCAUAUGCACAAGGUUGAUGAUGAUGUUCAUGAAGGCACUGUUCCAGUAUACCUAAUGGACUGUGAGACGACUACAAGAGCAAAGGUCAGGUCUAUUGCCGAGGACAAGAUGUUAAGAAUGGUAAGAUCUUGUAAAAGGAAAAUUAUGUACUGUUCAGUCAUCUAGUUUCAUUUGCUUAGUUGGUUAAACUGAAUUUACUUGCUGCUGCUAGCACGUGCCCAAUGUUCUUAACUUUCCCUUGUUAGAGUCUACUUUCUAUGUACUUCUAUUUGUCUUUGAGGUUGAACGGAAUGUGUCUUUCUGACUUUUUAAUGCUGUUCUCGUGUUCAUAUCCAAGCAAUGGAAGAGAAUGGUCACAAAAACAACUGUUAUUGGACCAAGUUUACCAAGAAACCUCCCAAGUUUGAGCGAUGUAUCCAUCCGACAGUUUUAUGUUUCAUGAAAGCUCCUGUGAAAACAACCUUCCGUUUUCAAUGAUACAUCCGAGUGUAUAAAUUUGAUGUUAGGUAUUGUUAUUCUCUUGCUGCCAAUCCAGGUAAAAGUCGGUAUAACUUGGUCUUGUCUCUUCUGCUGGAGAAGUCGUAUUAGGUUAAGAUGUGCUUUCAAUGCUUGUUACUCCAUGUUCACUUAAUUGCUCGUGAUUCAUUUCUUUCGGAUGGUAUGCAGGACAAUAGACUCGAGUGACGGAAUAGUCCUGAAAAUGAUGGUUUGUUUCAAUGCUGUUCUCCUUGUGCAGUAUUCGUGGACAGAGGAGAAAGGGAUCAUUUUUUGUGUUAAUUGACAUACAUAAUGAUCUCUAUGAAUCUCAUCAGAAAUUUUCUGAUGCAGGUUUUGACAGUGAUGUAGAACACCUAAGUAUUGAAGCAACUCUUGAAAUUUACCAUUCAUUUAUCCGAUAUGUUGUGUUUUACAGUCUGCUCUAAUGGUAAGAUCGUAUCACGUGAUGUGUGGGUUAUAGGAGCAUACACCAAUGGUUGAAUCUUGCUGCAAACAAAAUCGCGGUUUUAACUGGGAAAGGGUAGUGGGGGUGAGUCAAUUAUUCUUCGAGUUUUGAAUUGGUCUCCAUUAGCCCUCUGAGAUUUCUCAGUUAUAGAAAGGACACAACAAUCGUGUUCCUUUUCAAUCAACGUUUUAUGACAUCAAAUUCCAUGAGCUUUGAGCUAUCGUUGAUAUAGUAAACAAGCUUCACGACGGGCUAUAUCUUGUCUGAAAAAUGACAUUAAUGUUUUGCUUGAUCCA
Solanum dulcamara is the source of this 5229-nucleotide messenger RNA. RefSeq names its product DEAD-box ATP-dependent RNA helicase 42. The coding region runs from base 185 to 3541 and encodes 1118 amino acids. Gene Ontology annotation, biological process: mRNA splicing, via spliceosome. Lineage: Eukaryota; Viridiplantae; Streptophyta; Magnoliopsida; Solanales; Solanaceae. The transcript has 2 exons. Gene Ontology annotation, molecular function: nucleic acid binding; RNA helicase activity; ATP binding. Gene Ontology annotation, cellular component: nucleus. The record is from RefSeq and is a predicted model, not a curated record.